Gekko japonicus is the source of this 2760-nucleotide messenger RNA. It is a transcript of the gene E2F8, whose product is annotated as E2F transcription factor 8. Bases 58 to 2760 code for a protein of 900 amino acids. Gene Ontology annotation, molecular function: RNA polymerase II cis-regulatory region sequence-specific DNA binding; DNA-binding transcription factor activity, RNA polymerase II-specific. Lineage: Eukaryota; Metazoa; Chordata; Lepidosauria; Squamata; Gekkonidae. Gene Ontology annotation, cellular component: RNA polymerase II transcription regulator complex. The transcript has 13 exons. The record is from RefSeq and is a predicted model, not a curated record. Gene Ontology annotation, biological process: regulation of transcription by RNA polymerase II.
AAGAGAAGUUCCAUACCUGAAGUAAAUGUGAAGUAGGAAGAAGUUUAGAGUGGCAAAAUGAACAGUAAAGACAAAGAAAACCAGCCUUUUGAACCACAUGAAAGCAGAGUGAAAACUCCACUGAAACAAAAAGCCACCUCCAAUUUGUUCUUGGCAGAGAUCCAGCCUGCUGCUUCUUGCCAUCUGAGGACACCACCAAAGCCUAAUGAAAUCUCUCCUGCAGAUCCAUGGACACCAACAGCUAACCUUAAAAUGCUGAUCAGUGCAGCUAGUCCUGAGAUUAGAAAUCGUGAACAGGGGAAAAAAUUAAUGGACAACAGAAGUGAAAUUCUUGAGGCAAAAUUCUGUACACAGGACCAUUUAUCAGGUGAUGAAUAUGAAAAAUCCCAACCAAGCCGUAAAGAAAAAAGUUUAGGACUGCUGUGUCACAAAUUUUUAGCUCACUAUCCUUAUCCCAGCCCUUCUGAAAACAAUGAAAUUUGUCUUGAUGAAGUAGCAGAAGAGCUUAAUGUUGAACGCAGACGCAUAUAUGACAUAAUGAAUGUUCUAGAAAGCCUUCAUAUGGUGAACCGGCUUGCCAAAAACAAGUAUGCUUGGCAUGGAUGUCAUAAUCUCAGAAGAACACUACAGGUUUUGAAAAAAGUGGCUGAGGAGAACAAGUACCUGCAGCAAAUUCAGUUGAUCAAAAAAAGAGAACAUGAAGAAAAGCCUGAGGGGAACGAUCAGAGAACUGAGUUGGUGGUGAAGCAUGAUAUUCCAAGCAACCAUAUGGAUAUAAGCUUUGUUGAACUACCUGGGAUGGAGUUUCGAGGAGCUUCAGUAAAUAGUCGUAAAGACAAGUCAUUAAGAGUGAUGAGUCAGAAAUUUGUGAUGUUGUUCCUUGUGUCAGCCCCUCAAGUUGUGAGUCUUGAAGCUGCUGCUAAAAUUUUGAUUGGUGAAGACCAUGCUGAGAAUUUAGAUAAAAGCAAGUUUAAAACCAAAAUCCGGAGACUGUAUGAUAUUGCUAAUGUUCUCAGCAGCCUUGAUCUAAUCAAGAAGGUUCAUGUUACAGAAGAAAAGGGCCGCAAGCCAGCAUUUAAAUGGACAGGACCAGAUGUUUUUUCAGAUGUUCAGGGUAGGUGUGUACCCAUAUUUCUGCAUUCAACAUUAGAAUUGAAGACUUCCAAAGAGCAUUGUUCCAAGAACCUUUUCCCCACAAGAUGUAAACAACGCUUCACACGGCAUCCAUCCUUAAUAAAAUUGCCAAAGAAUAUACAGAAUGAUCAUAGAAAAAUUCAUUCUGCUCCAAGCAGUCCCAUCAAGAAAAACACAAGUCACAUUCCAUCAAGUUUUCCAAGCAAGAUGGCUCAACUUGCAGCAAUUUGCAAACAGCAAUUAGAUGAGCAAUCAAGGGAACUGAAAAAGACAACAUUGAGACUGGCAUCUUCUCCCUUGCCGUGUACUCUGGCUUUGCAACCUGAAUCUUGUUUGAAAUGUGAAACAUUCUUGUUGCCUUCUCAUGUAGAGGUCCUGCCUGUGAUCCACAGCUCAGCGUCUCCACCAGUACUACCUCAUAUCCAUUCCAACGUGUCGUACGCAGUGUAUGUGCAUCCAUCCCAAACACAGAUGGCAACAGCAUACAAUCCAAGUUUCACAGUGCAGCCUGUUCCCUGUGCUAAUGUGAUUGGAAUCAAAUACCCUGCAAGAACUGGUUCAAAAGCAGCACCUGGUAAAAUGUAUGCUGAAGGCAAUGACAUCAACUUGGGAGAGAGUGACGCUCAUGCUAAAGGUGAGAGCCUCAGGGCUGCCGAGAAGCAAGAAGGUUCCAAAGAUGACUGUACACCAGAGAAACUUCUUAAAAGGUGUAAAUUAGUACUGGAGUAUAGUCCAGUUAAAAAAUGUAAAAGUGAGGAGGUAAAGCUUCAAGACAUGUUACUGGGAGAAUCCAUGAAGAAUUCAAACACCCAGUCUUCCGUAGCUUUACGUCUGGACCAGGAAGUCUUAGCUUCAUCAGCAGAAGAACAAAAUGAAUACAAAAGCAUGAAGCAAAGCAGAGGAGAUGAAUCUAAGCAGCAGAAGCAGAGAAAUCGUUUGGGAGAUGACAGUGCCUUCCCAGCACAGAAGACACCUGCACAUAAGGCUUGGUUUCCUUCAAGUUACCUUAUACCUGUUCCUCAAUGCACCCAACUUGGUAAUGAGAUGACUGCUUCUAACAAAGGAAAAGCAGAGAUGUGUUUAGCAGAACAAAAGUCCUACAGUUCCCUUACUGCUGGUGCCAUUCCAGUGACAUCUGAAUUUACAGCGGUUAAUCUCCCUGCUUUUCAUAUAACACCCAUGAACCUAAUGUUACCAACAUCUUCUGUACCUACCAUUCCUGUGGUAAACAACACUAUUCUUCCUUCAGUGGCUCAUGCUAAUCCUGUCCAGGCCCCAAAUUCUUCUGUCCUGAACUUUGCACUACAGCACUUUGGACUGAUACCAGCUACUCUGCAAAUAUCUGCAGAUCCAGGACUUGGAUCUGCCCUGAUUCAUCAAGGAGCAGAAUGUGUUAGUUCUGUCUCUAAAAGCGUAGAUUUGAAGCAAGGGGAAACAGUGGAGCACAGCCAUGAGUUAAAUGGAAAAGAAUUUCUAACAGUUUCGUUACAGCAGACCAAAGUUCCUGUUACAUGCGGAGUUUGUCAGGAAGGUAAUGAAACAGCCUUCCACGCAGCAAGCAAACCUGCCAUAGUUCCUAGCUCUUGUUUGUCAAAUUUUGAUGGAAGUUCCAAGGGACAUUGUUAG